UAGCGCUAAAGUAGUUUGCUAUUACUACGAUAUAGUAAAUAUAUUUCUACUGUUUCUACUGUUUUUUCUAAAAUUUUAUAACACUCAAUUCCAUACUACGAUAGAAAUGGUUCAUUAUCUUCAAUUGAGUUGAUAGCAUAGUGGCAUAAUUGAAUCCCACAUGUAUUCCUACAUAUAUUCCUACAUAUAAUCCUAUAUGUAUUCUAGUCAUAACCUGUAAAGUAACAACUAAAAAAUGUGACAAAACUAAAUGUAUAUAAUACUAAAAUACUGUAAGUUGAUAUAUUAUAUGUAAUUAAUAGUUUAAGAAAUGAAUUACUAUAUUUGAUCCUCGAUAUUCAUGAAUAUAAUCGUGGAAAAGAAAUAUAAUCGAGAUGCUAUAACCUAGUUCAAUCUGUUAUUGAGGCAUUAUGACGCUUACUCCGAAAGAUUUAACAAAAUUAUUGGAUAUCCUUGAAGAAGAAAACCUGGAUACGAGUUUGGAAAAUCUUUGUAAUCAGUUACAUCAAAUAUUUCCGAAAGAAGAUCGAUUUAAAGUGGGAAUGACAUUGGUUCUCCUUUUACAGCAUAUAGAUUUAUUGCCAAAAAAUGUUCAACGUAUAAUAGCAGUUGCAUUGUUAUUUGAUCUUUAUAGAGGAGAAACACUGGCAUCGACACCAUUUGCACCUGUUUUUGUACAGGUUUUAAGAUCCCAAGAAGAUACAAAUAAUGGAGCACCAAAGACAAAUUUUUCAGGACACAUACCAGUUUUAUCACAAUGUGAAAAAAAUCUUUUAAUAAGUUUACUGGGAUAUAACCAAAAGGACAUCUUAAAGAAAACUCCAAGACAAAUUGUGGAUGAAUUGUUUUUUGUAUCUGUACCACUUGUUGAUUUAAGUAAUUUACAAGUACAACUAGCAGAGCGUCGUUCAGAAUUACCUUCCAUCGCUAAAUGUGGAAAUCCUGUGAUCUUACCUGAUAUGGAUCAUUCUAAAGUAACAGAGAUCGAUAAAAAUGCAACAAAAAAUAUGACAGAAAUUUUAACAGCCAAUGAUCCACCUUUAUGUAGUCAAAGUUAUCAACCUGAGUUUUUAAGAUUAGUACCUCCCCUUUAUCGCUCAGUCGAUGAAUUACCAUGGUUCAAUGUAACAGAACCAUCUCAAUUUACAAUUGAAUAUGACACUAAUAUGUGUGUCUCAAAUUGUGCUGGUGCAGAAGCUCGCAGAUUAAUGGGUAAAGCGUUCAAAAGUGUACUGACGUUACAACAACAACAACAUCUUGUUAAUGAAUUGGAUAGAGAUCCAAAACUGGUAUACCAUAUUGGUCUUACUCCAGGAAAGCUACCAGAUUUGGUAGAGAAUAACCCUUUGAUCGCAAUUGAAGUUUUGUUGAAACUUAUGCAAUCCAGUCAAAUAACAGAAUAUUUUAGUGUUUUGGUAAAUAUGGAGAUGUCUCUUCAUUCAAUGGAAGUAGUCAAUAGGUUAACUACUACUGUGGAUCUACCUACAGAAUUUGUUCAUUUAUACAUUAGUAAUUGCAUUUCUACUUGUGAAACUAUAAAAGAUCGGUAUAUGCAGAAUCGUUUAGUACGUUUGGUUUGUGUUUUUCUGCAAUCCUUAAUUAGGAACAAAAUCAUAAAUGUGAAAGAACUCUUUAUUGAAGUGCAAGCAUUUUGCAUUGAAUUUAGCCGCAUUAGGGAAGCUGCAGCUCUUUUUCGCCUACUUAAACAACUUGAAUCUGGUGACAUUGGUGGAUUGAAUGCACCACCCACCAAUAAUAAAUUGGAUAUGUGUUAACAUAGUUAAUAAUAUACUUUUCAAAUAUUUAAUAGAAAAUUAAUAGAGCUAUGAAGUUUUGUAACUAUUUUUUUAUGAACAAAAUUACAACGAAUUAAAAUAUUUAUAUAUAAUUGAUGUUUAUGUAUAAUUUUAGUAUUUGAUAAAUAACUUAUUAGCUAUCAUUUAUUUUCGAUUAAGUGUUAACAUACUACAUAAUAUUUUCAUUAAAAUAAUUAAAAGAAAAAGUGUUUCUGCAAUAAUAUAAAUAAAGUAUAUUAUUCAUCUGUCAUAAUUUUUGUGUUAGAACUAAAUGAAAUAUAUGUAUACUGUAUAUUAUCAUAGAUAUAUUGUAAUAUAUAUGUCUUAAAAAAUAAUGUAUGUUGUUUCCUAAUAAUUAAUAAAAAAUUGCAUAAAUUGCACUUAGGAAAAGAUAAAAUGGAUUAUUAUUUGUGCUCAGAUGAAAUAUUUUUUGUUACUGUGUAGUUUUUAAUAUUUGUAUAUUACAUUAUCAAAGUUAAUAAAAUCUUACGAAAUAUUAACAUGUCAUAAACAUUUAUUACAUGAAAUAAAGGAUACAAUAGACAUAAACAAUAAAUUCUAAUAUUUAAUUAUAUUACAUUGUCACUAAUGUCGCCUUUCUGAUUCAUUCAAGGCAGUGUUUACUGUUUAUGCAAUACAGUCAUCAUUGUUAUUUACUACAAUCAACUUAAUUGUUAGUAUUCUAAGUUACUUUCUACUAUAUUAUUUAUAGUACGUAACAAAUAUAUAUUUUCAUUCUAUAUUUGUGUAUACAUAUAAUGUAAACUUUCCGUUUUGACGAUUUCACUACUUUGCUAUAUUAGUGUUGAUACUACAAAAAUACAAAUAAAAGCUGUGAUUUCUGUUAGUGAGCUAUAGAUAACAACAAGCUGUAUAAAAGUAAAAAUAGAAUAAAUGUGUGAACUAUUUAUAGCAUGU
This is a messenger RNA of Bombus pascuorum, 2714 nucleotides long. RefSeq names its product CCR4-NOT transcription complex subunit 11 (gene Not11). Gene Ontology annotation, cellular component: CCR4-NOT complex. Lineage: Eukaryota; Metazoa; Arthropoda; Insecta; Hymenoptera; Apidae. The transcript has a single exon. The coding region runs from base 411 to 1775 and encodes 454 amino acids. Gene Ontology annotation, biological process: mRNA catabolic process; negative regulation of translation. The record is from RefSeq and is a predicted model, not a curated record.